GACCGCCAUGCACUGUACUUGGUUCCUCCCUCUCUCCCCAUCUCCCUCUCCCUCUCCCUCUCUCUCUCUCUCUACAGACUCCGAGCCUCUCUUUCCUCUCUUGUAGCUCUUUUCUUCUUUUCCCCAUCUCCCUUAUUCCUCCCUAAACCCUAACUUUCUAGAAUUCUAACUCACCGUCGUUACCGCCAUGCGUAGUCCUCAAUGCUGCUUCUGUAGUAGGAGUGGUGGUGGUGGUGGUAAUAACAGUAGCAGUAAUUCUCCCAAGAAAGAGGACAGAUAGGGAGUUGGGUACUCGGUCUAUCCUCCAUCUCUGUCUAUCGUCUUACCCUGGGUGGGUUUUAUUCCCCCUUUGUUUAAUUUUAAUUUCAUUUCAUCUGAUUUUUUAUUACAUUAUCACACGGCUGGGACAUGGGUUGCGCCACCUCUAAGCUCGAUGACCUCCCGGCCGUCGCUCUCUGCCGCUACCGCUGCCAGUUCCUCGACGAAGCAAUCCGUCAAUGCUAUGCCUUCGCCGAUGCUCAUGUCGCUUAUAUCCGCUCACUCGAAAGGGUCGCCCUCUCCCUACACCGCCUCUUCCAUCAAGAAGAUGCCGAUAAUUCUGCCGCUGCCGCUCCACCUUCCCCGGUACUUCCUCUUGCCACCCAGAGAAAGGGUGAUCCCGUUGUACUUGCCCAUGAACCUUCCACUUCUCCCCGUCCCCCCGCUGCUGUAACUCAUCAUUCUCACUCCAAUUCAGGGUCGCAUCUUCACUUCAACUCGGAUUCCGACGAUGAUGGAUCUCUUCAUCACUCCAGCAAUUCUUCCCCAUUGCACGACUACAACAAUCAUCCACAGGAUUACGACAUGUUCGGUUCUUUUACCGCUGCCGGAUAUACGACCAUGAAUUUCAUGAAGAAUCAAGCCACGCCGUCUGUCUCAUACGAACAGCGGCCGAUGACCGAGACCGUAUAUGUGGGCGACUCUUCUUCUUACUAUUCAUACCCUUAUCCAUACCCUACCCCUCAUUCCUACUACGCUUACCCCCCUGAAAACCAUGGCUCCGGCUCCGGCCCCCCUCCGGGUGUCUAUGAUUCCUCCUCUCCUCCGCCUGCUGCGGCUCCGUCAUCCUCUUCCUCUUCGAAACCCCCUCCUCCUCCCUCGCCGCCGAGGAACUCGCUUUGGGAUUUCUUGAAUCUAUUCGAUACUACCGAGCGAUACUACCAUCCUUACACGCCUAGCCGUGACUCAAGGAAAGUGAGGGAGGAGGAAGGGAUCCCUGAUUUGGAAGACGAAGAGUACGGAGUUGCAAAAGAAGUGCAUGGAUUUCAGAAGCUUGUUGACACGAAAAAUACCGCUGAGGAUGAGAAUGCCAAGGGAAAUGUCAAGGAUGGGACAAUCCACCAAACAAAGCCGAGUGCGUCGAAGGACAAGGACGGUUUGGAGUAUGAAGUUCAUAUGGUGGACAAGAAUGUGGUUUCCAAUGAGCAGCGGAUCGACGAUCAGGCCAACAAUGUGGUUAAGCCCCGACCUGUCUCACAGUCUGCUUCUGAGGUUGUCACCAUAAUUAAGGUUCAGUUCGAGAGAGCUUCUGUGUCGGGCAAUGAGGUUUCCAAGAUUCUCGAAGCGGGGAAGCUUCCGUAUCACCGGAAAAAUGCUGUAUAUCAGGUGUCCUCCAGGAUGUUGCAUGUAAUUACUCCAUCUCUGUCAAUAGUAGCAGCACAGCCUUCUACAUCCAAAAAUGCGGCAUCCUCAUCCUCCUCUGAGAAGGCUGGUCCUGUUUACUUGGAGUUCGAAGAAGAUGUAGGGAUUCUCUCAGGGAAUCUUUCUUCUACCUUGAAAAAACUAUUCAUGUGGGAGAAAAAACUGCUUGAUGAAAUCAAGGAGGAAGAGAAGACACGGCUUGUUCAUGAAAGGAAGUCUCGACAGCUGAAACAUUUGGAUGAGAAGGGUGCUGAAUCUCAUAAAGUUGACUCUACUCGAACCACUGUCAAGAAUUUAUCUACAAAAAUUAAAAUUGCAAUCGAGUUUGUUGACAGGAUAUCGAAUAAGAUAAGCAAGUUGAGGGAUGAAGAGUUGUGGCCACAGAUCAAUGAAUUAAUUCAAGGGUUACUUAAUAUGUGGAAAGUCAUGCUUGAAUGCCAUCAGAAUCAGUGUCAGGUCAUUGUAGAGGCUAAAAACUUAGAUGCUAUUGUAUUUAACAGAAAGCUUAGCUCUGCUCAACUUGAAGCCACAGUGCAGUUCCAACAUGAGCUUCUAAACUGGAUUUCAAACUUCUCCGGUUGGAUCAGUGCACAGAAGGGCUUUGUUGAUUCCUUGAAUGGUUGGCUUUUGAAGUGUCUCCACUAUGAACCAGAAGAGACCCCUGAUGGAAUGGCUCCCUUUUCUCCUGGUAGAAUUGGUGCACCUCUUAUUUUUGUAAUUUGUCACCAGUGGUCUCAAGCAUUGGAAGGAAUUUCAGAGAGGGAAGUGGUUGAAGCCAUGUGUGGUUUUGCCCUAAGUGUGAAACACAAUAUAGAUGUCUGCCAAAGAAUGAUAGUUCAUGGGGAUGUGGAGGGGAAAGUUAAGACCUUGGAUAGAGAGGAACUGAAGAUGCAAAAGGCAAUUCAGGCACUUAACAAGAAGAUGGUUCUAGUUUGUGAGCAGGAAAAUGUUAUUGUUGUGCAUCAGGGUGACAUUACUAAUGGGAGUCUUCAGUUAGGUCUGAAAAAGAUUUUUGAUGCCAUGGAAAAGUUCAUUGCAGAUUCCUUUCAAGCUUAUGAGGAUCUCCGUGUACGUAGUGAAGAUAGGUUUGCUCAAGAGAAAGCAAAAGUUCCAUAGAAAGACUCUAGGACUAAAUCAUUUCUGCCCCUUUUGCAGUUGCUAGCUGGUUCCCUGAUUUCUAUGCUUGGCACAGUGACGAGUGUCAAGAGGUUUGAGUACUUCGGGAUUUUCAGCUGGGAUCCAAGAGCAAGAUCCUUGGUUUUGGUGCAGAAUUUAAUUUCCUCGGAAAGAUAUUUUAUUUCAUUUUUUGGGUUGGUUAAACCUUCAUCCUUUGACUGGUUCAAGAGGGUUCAUGAUCUUGGUGGUCUUAAUUGUGGAUCUAUUAUUAGGGGACAUGCUCUUUUUCAACCCUUAAGCAAAUAUAUAUCAAUAUAUGUCUGCAUAGGGGGCAGCAUUACAUGUCGAGAAAAUAUGGAUAUGAAAAACUCAUGAAGGCUGUCUUGUUACGUUCCCAGGAGAUGCAUAAUUGUGAAUUUUGUGACUGAAACCGCACCAUGUUAUGUGAGGCAUAAUUGGCACCUGUCCAGUUCUAAUUCUUCCGAGCAGUUGUUGUAUGGUAACCAAGGAGAUAUGAGACAUAAUUGGAGUAAGUUCAUGGUGGGAUUAUGUGAUCAACCUAAGCUUCAUUAGCUUUGUGGUUACAAUGUUGUGAUUCUAGUACACCACCACGAAGGAUUGAGACUUGUGCUCCCUUAGUUCUCUUUCUGCUCUGCUAGGUUUGUUAUCUUUGCAGCCAGGGUGGGGACUUUGCUGAUUCAUUUCUGGCCUCUCGCAUGAACACGUGGUUGAAGCAAGGUUGUUGAACUUCAAGGGAAGGACUGCCACAAAUUUUCCCUGGGACUGGACCUUCAGGUUUUUGUAUUUAGGGAUCAUCUAGUUUGACACAAGUUAGUAGGUACUUACUGCCUGUCUGGAAGCGCAAUCUUGUCUUGUAUUAUAAUGAGCAUAUAUAUAUAUAAUUUUUUUUUGCUUGAUUUUGUUCAAGUUUGUUGUACAGAAAAUCCUGAGAGCUGAAGUGUAUUAUUUACAAGGAA
Nelumbo nucifera (sacred lotus) is the source of this 3773-nucleotide messenger RNA. Its product is annotated as protein ROLLING AND ERECT LEAF 2-like. The record is from RefSeq and is a predicted model, not a curated record. Lineage: Eukaryota; Viridiplantae; Streptophyta; Magnoliopsida; Proteales; Nelumbonaceae.